Suillus subaureus is the source of this 209-nucleotide messenger RNA. RefSeq lists its product as uncharacterized. The transcript has a single exon. NCBI's taxonomy places the organism in Eukaryota, Fungi, Basidiomycota, Agaricomycetes, Boletales, Suillaceae. The coding region runs from base 16 to 207 and encodes 63 amino acids. The record is from RefSeq and is a predicted model, not a curated record.
CCUGUAAAACAGGAGAUGGUUGACUUAGAAUCACGAGCAUUGCGGUUGCUUGUUCGCCUUGGGCAGCCUUUCGGCGCAUUUCUGCUAGCGCAGCAGCGCAGUGGAGAAUACAAGAGGAUCGCGUCGGAUCAUGAUAUCAUUGGACAGGUCAACGACGUGCGUUCUGUUGGAGACUUGAUGGACAUCAGGACCAUAGAAAUAUUGUAGUC